UAGAGAGACUUUCACCUCCGAUUUCUGAAUCGAAUUUUCAGAAAAUCUCAAUUGACAAAGGAGAGCGAUCGAAUAAUAGCAGUGUUGUGAAAUAAGCUCCAAUGGCUUCAGGGUUGAUUCAUUCCAGACUCUCACUCUCUAGAAUCUACGUAAUGGCUGGGAACAAGAAUGGGAGAUUUCUUUCAACUGAGUCUAACAAGGUUGAUGAACCUUUUAAAGUUGAAGAAGCAGAGACUGUAAACGUACCUCCUCCUCCUUCUGAAAAGCUGCUUGUGUUGGGUGGAAAUGGAUUUGUUGGCUCCCAUAUCUGCAGGGAAGCUUUGAAUCGUGGUCUGAGUGUUGCCAGCCUCAGCAGGUCUGGCGGAUCAUCUUUACAUGACUCUUGGGCUAAGGAUGUGACCUGGCAUAAAGGGAACCUUCUGUCAUCCGAUUCGUGGAAGGAAGCUCUUGAUGGAGUUAUAUCUGUUAUCUCUUGCAUCGGUGGUUUUGGAUCUAAUUCAUAUAUGUAUAAGAUUAAUGGGACUGCAAACGUCAAUGCUAUCAGAGCUGCUGCAGAGAAAGGCGUGAAAAGGUUUGUUUAUAUCUCAGCUGCUGAUUUUGGCUUAGCAAACUAUUUACUGAAAGGAUAUUAUGAGGGGAAGAGAGCUGCAGAGACAGAGUUACUCACUAAAUUUCCAUAUGGAGGAGUGAUUUUGAGGCCUGGCUUUAUUCAUGGGACUCGCAGUGUUGGAAGAAUAAAAUUACCUUUAGGUGUUAUUGGUUCUCCUUUGGAAAUGGUUUUCCAACAUGCAAAACCAUUGAACCAGGUACCACUGAUUGGCCCAUUAUUCACUCCUCCAGUUAAUGUUACUGCUGUUGCCAAGGUUGCAGUGAGAGCGGCAACCGAUCCUGUUUUUCCACCCGGCAUCGUUGAUGUCUAUGGAAUACAACGAUUUAGCCUGCAAAUGUCAAGAUAAACUAUAGUUGAACUUGGGAGUUCUGCGUUUGUUUUCUAUGAUUCAAAAGUAAAGAGCUUGGUAUCAAGAGGUUAAAGGUGUACGUGGCUGAUUGUAAAUUCGUGGGAUGGUUGCAGCGUUAAGAGAGUGAAGAAAACAGGUCAAUACUUCACUCUGGUACAAUAAAAAUUGUCAGGGAUUGGCUUGUAGUGGCUGAAAUUUUCUGAUUCUCCUAGUCUUGAAAGAGAAAUGCCGGUUUCUGCUGUCAAUACUUCUAGUGGUUUUAGACAAAAGGAAACACACAUUUCCCCCUUUUAACUCGAUCCAGAAUUAAUAUGAAGUAAUGUGGA
This is a messenger RNA of Hibiscus syriacus, 1285 nucleotides long. RefSeq lists its product as uncharacterized. The coding region runs from base 102 to 956 and encodes 284 amino acids. The record is from RefSeq and is a predicted model, not a curated record. Lineage: Eukaryota; Viridiplantae; Streptophyta; Magnoliopsida; Malvales; Malvaceae. The transcript has 10 exons. Gene Ontology annotation, molecular function: protein-containing complex binding. Gene Ontology annotation, cellular component: mitochondrion.